AUGUCGCCCUUUAGCUCGACACCGCACGCUCUUGCAUCGCAAGCCUCCGGGCCGAUCGAUGAGUCUUUCACCGCGACCGCGGACUCGAACACGCGCAGAAUUGUGCAGAUGCAAGAUUGGCUUCCCGCUCAAGAAGCCAUGUUUUCCGGCGCUGCUGCCGCCAUCCCGAUGCGACCGCCGCCGCACGGCCAAUCCCACCACAUCGGGCAGCCGCCUUUCCCGCGACGACUUCGGAGCGUGAGCGUCUCGCUUCCUUGGCGGCAACGCCCAAAGUCGGCGUUCCUCGCUUCCAGCGCAGAUGCCGGGUAUUCGGACCUGUCGACCUUGUCACUUGAGAAGAGCAAGAGUCAUGCUUCUGGUAGUCAACAAGACACCUAUCUUGCGCCGAGCUCGUCAAAGCAGAGUCACUACAAUUUCAAGCGGAUGCUGCGCCGGGCUUCCAUCUCGCUCAAAUCCGGGGUCAAGGGGUUUGUUCAGCGGCGGACCUCGGUACCAGCCGCCACAACAUUCGACAGCGAUGGCCACCCGGCACGGCCGCAGUUCUCCAGCGCGUCUCCACAUGUGCCGCGGCCGACAACCUCGCAAUCCACCUGGCAUCGGCUGCGGCAAGCCACCAGCUUCCACCGACACUCGCGGGUGCUCUACACUGGAUAUGAUGAUCACAGGUUCGACAACGACCUCUUCCCGAUCGAAUCGCCGACACUUCCAGUCCCCGGCUCUCGUGAGCAACCGCCGAUCAUCCCACGUAACACCGGUGCUGCGGCGAGGCAAGCCGCUGCGAUUGCUUGCAAUGGGCUUCACGCCUACGAUGUCAUGGAUGGACCUUUCCCACGCCCGGGGUGGCUUGCAGAACACGCGCUGGAUGACCACGAGAGCGGGAUUGGGAUCGCCCUCACCAGCUCGGAGAUGGAGGCUUAUGUCCCCGGCGACGAAGUUGACUCAGAUGUGGACGUGGACACCGGCCUGAAGCGCGACGAAACCGCCAUCAUAAAGAUUGACUUCAUCGCGCAGCUGCCGAUGGAGUUGGCAAUCCAGAUCCUGGCGUUCCUUGACGCGCCGACGCUCAACAUGGCCAGCAGAGUAUGCUCCGGCUGGUACAACGUGAUCAGGAACCAGCACAUCUGGCGCGAGUCGUUCCUGCGGGAGAAGACGACAACCUACGCCACAAGCGGACCUGUCAAGCCGGGAACCGGUUUGGGCGUGCCCCCAGUCCAGCCUACGAACGACUGGAAGGAGAUAUACAGGGUUAAGACUGAGCUCGACAGGCGCUGGAAAGAAGGCAAGGCGCGGCCGGUGUAUCUGAACGGCCACACAGAUAGCAUCUACUGCCUUCAGUUCGAUGAAUCCAAAAUUAUCACCGGCUCCCGCGACCGCACCAUUCGCGUCUGGGACAUGCACACCUUCGCCUGCAAGCUCAUCAUCGGCCCGCCCGAGAUCGUCAACGACAGCUCCUUCAACCUUCUGUACGACGAGCACAACAACCCGGUCCACUACGCCACCAUCCCCGACAUCGACGGGUCCGCGAACAAAGACGGCCUUCCCCGGCCUCCGCUCCGCGCGUACCACUCCAUCCCGGCCCUCUACGCGCCGCCGAUGCACCACAAAGCCUCGAUCCUCUGCCUGCAGUACGACGACCGGAUCCUCGUGACGGGUUCCUCGGACUCGACCUGCAUCAUAUACUCGCUCGCGGCAGGCUACCGCCCCGUGCGGCGCCUGCGGCACCACUCGGCCGCCGUGCUCGACCUCGUCUUCGACGACAAGCACAUCGUGACGUGCUCCAAGGACGUGUCCAUCUGCGUGUGGGACCGCGCGACGGGCGCGCUCCUCCGCCAGCUGCGCGGGCACUCGGGCCCUGUUAACGCCGUGCAGAUGCGCGGCAACACCAUCGUCUCGUGCAGCGGCGACUUCCGGGUCAAGCUCUGGAACAUCGACACGGGAAAAAACAUUCGCGAGUUCCUUGGCCACAAGAAGGGCCUCGCGUGCAGCCAAUUCUCGGAGGACGGCCGCUACAUUGCCAGCGCGGGCAAUGACAAGGUCAUUCGGAUCUGGGACGCCAACACGGGCGAGUGCGUGCGCGAGAUGGAGGCGCACGAGAAUCUCGUCAGGAGCUUGCAUGUGGAUAGCGUCAGCGGGAGGCUGGUCAGCGGGAGCUAUGAUUCGGAUAUCAAGGUUUGGGAUAUGGAGACGGGCCAGCCGCUAUUGGAUUUCCCCAAGUGGCACUCCAGUUGGGUGCUAAGUGCGAAGAGUGAUUACCGGAGGAUUGUCAGCUCCGGGCAGGAUCCCAAAAUAUUGAUCUUGGAUUUUGGGGCCGGGGUCAAGGGAAUUGAGAUGUUGGAGAGUGCUCCCUCGCCGUCCCGGGCUGGUGCUCCUGGCGGCAGUGAAGAGGCGGGGUAUAAUUGA
This is a messenger RNA of Parathielavia appendiculata, 2400 nucleotides long. Its product is annotated as WD40 repeat-like protein. Gene Ontology annotation, molecular function: protein binding. The coding region runs from base 1 to 2400 and encodes 799 amino acids. The record is from RefSeq and is a predicted model, not a curated record. Lineage: Eukaryota; Fungi; Ascomycota; Sordariomycetes; Sordariales; Chaetomiaceae. The transcript is spliced from 2 exons.